Molecule: messenger RNA, 1793 nt
Organism: Antechinus flavipes (yellow-footed antechinus)
Lineage: Eukaryota; Metazoa; Chordata; Mammalia; Dasyuromorphia; Dasyuridae
Gene: TBXA2R
Product: thromboxane A2 receptor
Exons: 3
Coding region: 469-1575 (368 amino acids)
Biological process (GO): positive regulation of blood pressure; positive regulation of cytosolic calcium ion concentration; positive regulation of vasoconstriction
Cellular component (GO): plasma membrane
Molecular function (GO): thromboxane A2 receptor activity
Source: RefSeq, a predicted model, not a curated record
CAGCAAGUGGCUAGCUGGGCGUGAGCGCUUUUAUUUCCACCCUCUUCUCCUCUCUCCCCACCCCUCCACCCUGCAUCCGACUCUCCCAGCCCAAGUCCCAGCUGACUGACCCCUGACCCCCAUUCAGAGAGAGCCCUCCGGAGCCUGAAGGGGUUAACUCCCACGCGCUUCUCCGGCCCCAGCCCUCCUCCCCCUCUCCUCCCGGCUCCCUCUCUGUCUGUCUCUGUGUCUGUCUCUCCGACACUUUCAGUCACAUCCGCCUGCGGGGGCACAGCUCCCCAGGCUCACACAUCCCCAGCCCGUGCCAGUCUUUCUGAUUUCCCCAGGACCUUUCUGUCUGGCCCGGCAGGCGCUCCCGAACUCCAGCUCCAGGGUCCCUACAAAGUGGAAGCCAGCGUUGCCGGCAGAAGCCCCCCAGCUUUUCUCGCGGUUUGGCCAGGGAAUGGCUCUGUGAGCCCUGCUUCUGCCAUGUGCCUGCCGGGGGAGGGGGCGCCCUGCCCGAUGCCCACCCCACACAACGCCAGUGCCCCCGCCCCCCUGGGCCCCUGCUUCCGCCCAAUGAACAUCAGCCGGGAGGAGCGGCAGCUCAUCGCUUCUCCCUGGUUCGCGUCCAUCUUCGGCCUCGUGGGCCUGGCCUCCAACCUGCUGGCCCUGGCGGUGCUGGCCGGAGCCCGCCGGGUGAGCAGCUACCGCGCCCGCUCCUCCUUCCUCACCUUCCUCUGUGGCUUGGUGCUCACCGACUUCUUGGGGCUGUUUGUGACCGGUUCCGUGGCCGUCUCCCAGCACGUCACGCUCUUUGACUGGGCCGGCACCGACCCUGGCUGCCACUUGUGCAGGUUCAUGGGGGUGGCCAUGGUUUUCUUCGGCCUGAGCCCGCUCCUCCUGGGCACCGCCAUGGCAGUCGAGCGCUUUGUGGGCAUCAACCAGCCCUUUUCCCGCCCAGCAGCCGCGUCCCAGCGCCGGGCCUGGACCACCGUGGGACUCGUGUGGGCGGCCGCCUUCGGCCUGGGGCUCCUGCCCGUGGUGGGCCUGGGCCGGUACACCGUCCAGUACCCCGGGUCCUGGUGCUUCUUGACGCUGGGGUCCCAAGUGGGCGAUGUGACCUUCGGCCUGCUCUUCGCGCUGCUGGGGGCCUUCUCUGUGGGUCUCUCCUUCGUCUUCAACACCAUCAGCGUGGUCACCCUGUGCCGCGUCUACCACGACCAGGAGGCCGCGUGCCAGCGGCCGCGGGACAGCGAGGUGGAGAUGAUGGCCCAGCUUCUGGGCAUCAUGGUGGUGGCCACUGUCUGCUGGAUGCCCCUGUUGGUUUUCAUCGCCCAGACGGUCCUGCAGAGCCCCCCUGUGAUGCUCCCCAGCGGCCAGCUGCCGCGGCCCACGGAACGCCUGCUCCUCAUCUACCUGCGCGUGGCCACCUGGAACCAGAUCCUGGACCCCUGGGUCUACAUCCUUUUCCGCAGGGCCGUGCUGAAGCGCAUCUAUCCUCGGCUGACGGUCCGGCGCUCCAUCCCCAAUCUGGAUCCCGCCAUUUCCCGCACUCUGCAGCCCAAGAGCACCCGGGAGCCGCCGCUCCCCUAACCGGGCACCGAACGUCCCUCGGUGGCCGGAGCCGGCGCCCAGACCAGCCGCAUUCAGGCUUAGCAAAGUGAAGCGGACGCUGCAUUGUGGACAUGUGCCCCGGGGGGGAGCGGGGCGGGGCGGGGGGCGGGGUCAGAGGAAGGGUCCCGGGCCCCUGGUGACCUGUGCUCGCCCCCACACGCCGCCCCUCCAGAUGAUUAAACUCCCUCCCUCGCUCA